AUGGGGUGGGAAAAAAUGAAUGAAAAUGGCCAGAGAGAGCUUGAAGUUUGCUGCUUUUAUGGACUCUGCAUUACAAACACAUAUUUCCAGCUUAAGGAUCAGCACAAGGUGUCCUGGAGACACCCGCGCUCUCAUCACUGGCAUCAACUUGACUUAGUCAUAGCUAGGCGUACUGGUCUCAAAAAUGUGCUACUGACGCGAAGUUAUCAUAGUGAUGAUUGCAACACUGACCACGCCCUGGUGGCGUGCACAUUGAGGCCCACUCCUAAGAAAUGUCACCACGCUAAACCGAGAGGUCAUGCCCGUAUCAACACAGAUCAUGUUCAUGACACACAAAGGAAGCAGGAUUUUGUCAGUGAUUUUGAAAGUGUUUUCCCAGGAAACGUGCAAGCAGAAAGGAAUGUUGAUAAGAAAUAUGCAAAACUCUCGGGUGCAAUUUACAACUCAGCAGUAUUGGCCUAUGGAAAAAAAGGAAAAAGAAAUAAGGCCUGGUACGAGCAAAAUUUGGAAAAAAUGGAACCAGUCACUGAGGCUAAACGGAAAUCCCUGCUUGCUUACAAAAGAAACCCAAAUGAAAGAACUCGAGGUGACUUACGAAAGGAAAAGUACAGGGCACAGCAAACAUCCAGGAGAUGCGCAAAUAACUACUGGUUGAAUUUAUUUGCAGGUAUACAGAAAGCGGCCGAUUCUGGGGAUGCUAAGGCAAUGUAUGAUGGUAUUAAGAAAGCAAUUGGACCAACUGUCAGAAAAACAACUCCUCUGAAGUCCAAGACGGGUGAAGUCAUUGCUGAUGAAGGCAAACAAAUGGAACGCUGGGUUGAACACUACCUCGAGUUGUAUGCAGCCGAGAAUGAAGUUAGCAAGGAUGCAUGUGACGCCAUCAAGCAAAUGCCAGUUAUGGAAGAACUAGAUGCAAUCCCUACUAUGGAAGAACUCACUAGACAAACAGAUUCUCUUGCUAACGGAAAGGCCCCAGGUGAAGAUGGGAUCCCUGCAGAGGUUAUUAAGUAUAACAAGUCUGUUCUUCCCAAACAUUUAUAUCCACUUAUCACAACCAUCUGGGAAGAAGGUUAUGUCCCGAUGAGUAUGCGGAAUUCGAGGAUAGUUACUCUAUAUAAGUAG
Molecule: messenger RNA, 1122 nt
Organism: Schistocerca gregaria
Lineage: Eukaryota; Metazoa; Arthropoda; Insecta; Orthoptera; Acrididae
Exons: 1
Coding region: 1-1122 (373 amino acids)
Source: RefSeq, a predicted model, not a curated record